Messenger RNA from Sorghum bicolor (sorghum), 1561 nucleotides. RefSeq lists its product as uncharacterized. NCBI's taxonomy places the organism in Eukaryota, Viridiplantae, Streptophyta, Magnoliopsida, Poales, Poaceae. The record is from RefSeq and is a predicted model, not a curated record. The transcript is spliced from 2 exons. Bases 300 to 1073 code for a protein of 257 amino acids.
AGUUCCACAAACGCCAGCAAGCUCUCUUUGCAAGCCUCUCCUCUCCUUUUUAAGUUACGGGGCACUUGUCAUGCACGUCCACAUCCCUCCUCUGAAAACCCAUUCUCCGAUCUCCACACACAUGGUCGACCGAGCUCUCCACCAUUUAUAUCCACCACUCCUCAUCGAUCGGAUCACGAGCGCGCCCCUCGAUCGGAUGAACGCCGGAGAAGAAACACAGCUCGAUCCGUGGCUGCUCUGCACACAUCGGUGAUCGAUCGUUCCAUGUACCUAUGAUUGAUUGAUCAGGGAGCAGUAUAAUGCCUUGCUUGGCGCAAGAGUUCCACCCCAAGCUGCCCGCGGCCAACCACUACUGCAAGUCCUUGUCGUCGCUCAUCCGGGAGACCUACGCGCACUGCCAUGUCCCCUGCGUCAGGAUCCCCGCCGGCGCCGGGUGGAGCUCCGGCGAGGACACCGACGACGACAGCGUCCUCGACGAAGCGCAAGACACCAAGCAGGUGAUCCUCAACGAGAUGAGGAACCGGCAGAUGAAGAAGCGGUCCAGGUGCAGCGUGGACUCGCCGUCGCCGACGCUGCCUCUGUCGUCGAGCUCUGCUUUCGCCUGGUCGUACACUCCGCUCGAUCCAAGAACCGUCCUCGACAAGGUGUCAAGUCCCAAGACGUGCGUCGUGGUGGAGGGGGCAGCGGCCGACGAGGAGAAGGAGGAGGAGGAGGAGGAGGAGGAGGACGACGGGGACUACGGCGACGCGGACGACGAGAGCGAGGCGUUCUUCUCCGUGAAGAGCUUCUUCACGCGCAGCACGAGCCGGGCGGCGACCGUGGCGUCGUCGGCGUGCAUGAUGAUGAUAGACCCGCCGCCGCCGACGCUGAUGCGGUCGCCCGAGGCCCUGGAGCGCUUCCGGGACUGCGAGGGGUGGCCGUUCGGGCUGUGCCGCCGGCCGGCCGUCCUCCCGCUGCCGCCGCUGCCCAGCACGCCGGCCGACUCGUGGAAGUGGCGCAAGAGCGUCAGUAGCCUCGCCGCGAGCCCAACUCCUGCUUACAGACACAAAAUCGCUGCUGCUAGCAGUAAAUGACCGCGCCGGCGCCGCCGUUGCCGUUAGUUCAUUAACAAAGAAGAAGCUCAAACCGUCCGUGUUAGCAGCAGCGACGCUGCUGAUGAGACGUGACGACGACGACGACUUUUGCAAGAAUUCAGCUAGUAGUAGCCUGCAUGCUUGAUGAUGCUUGUUCGUCCGGCCGGCCUCGUCUAGAAUGCGAGAGUUUCAUAGGAAUUCUAGAGGGCACGAAACAUUUUAAUUUGCUCCGACGAAAUGUGAAGCUUCACACAAAAUUCCUAUGAAGAUGUUGCAUGCUUGCUUAUUCGAGGCGGCCUUGAUCUUUUGCAAGGAUUCUUUUUUUCAGGUGUACGUGUUCUGAAUAAUAAACUCUGCUGUACUUUUCUGUUCUUUUGAGUCGGACGCUCUAGUUUUUUUGGCCUCUCUACUCAGGGAGUCAGAGUCAGAGAGCCCUCACUCGAUCUUCAAAGAAAGUUUCAAUUGAUGAUAUUUCUAGUUCCAAUUCA